CUCGCACCGCCCCCUGGUGGUCAGACGUGGUAGCUGCUGUGCGUGCAUGAGAGAGCAGUUGAAGAUGGCGACUGGAGUCCUUCACAGAGUGUGCGGUGGCCUGGGUCGGGCUAAAAGCAGGGCCCAGUCGGCCGGACAGCUCGUCGUGUCGAGCAGGGGAUUUGCAACAUCAAGCAGCAGAAACGGACAGGACAGCUGGUUUAAGUCGCUGUUUGUGAGGAAGGUUGAUCCCAGGAAAGACGCACACGCUAACCUACUGACCAAAAAUGAGGAAAGUAAUCUGUACAAAAUUCAGUUCCAUAAUGUCAAGCCAGAGUGCCUGGAUGCAUACAACAAACUGUGUGAGGAGGUUUUGCCCUCCAUCCACGCUGAUAAGUACUACCCCUGUGAGCUGGUGGGCACCUGGAACACCUGGUAUGGAGAACAAGACCAGGCUGUUCAUCUGUGGCGUUACAGAGGUGGAUACCCGGCUCUGACGGAUGUGAUGAACAAGCUGAAGCAGAACAAGGAGUUCACAGAGUACAGGAAGGAGCGGGGUAAGAUGCUGAUGUCUCGCAGAAACCAGCUUCUGCUGGAGUUCAGCUUCUGGAACGAGCCUAUUCCCAGAGAGGGCCCCAACAUCUACGAGCUCAGGUCCUACCAGCUCAGGCCAGGAACCAUGAUCGAGUGGGGUAAUUACUGGGCCAGAGCCAUCAGAUUUCGCCAGCACAACAGUGAAGCUGUGGGAGGGUUUUUCUCACAGAUCGGCAACCUCUAUAUGGUUCAUCACCUCUGGGCUUACAAAGACCUUCAGUCCAGAGAAGACACGAGGAGCGGCGCCUGGCAGCAGGAGGGCUGGGACGAGGUGGUGUAUUACACAGUUCCUCUCAUUCAACAUAUGGAUUCCAGGAUUAUGAUCCCGACAAAGGCUUCCCCGCUGAAGUGAAGUGAGAGCUGAAAUCAAGUGGCACCCCCCUCUUUUGAAUGUUACAUCCAUCCAGAGCAUCACUAUCGUGGUUUCAACCUCCCGUCAGUGCUGCCAAACAACAUCCCUUCCCUUUUCUUGUCCUUGCUUUUAUUUUGUCAAGAUGUCACCAGGACAGAGGAGGCAACAAUGCCUACCAUGCAUCAGCAAUUAAAAUAGUCAAAACCACUGAUAGGCCUUGGUGAUGCACAACUUCUUUUUUUAGUACCGAGCCAGGAUACGUAAAUUUGGCCGAUUUAAACCUCCUGAUGGUCAUUAGUCUGAUGCCAUGAAGAGAGCUCCUCUCUUAAGUUUCAAACCAACCAAAGUUACUUGAAAAGACGCCCAGCUGUGUGGUGUGAGGGCAGAUAGAAUAGUGUUGCUGAAGCGCACUGCAGUAGCAAUUUAUUUAUUUAAUGUAAAUUUGGAAGAGUUUUAGUUUGCUGAAGUGGCACUUUGAUGCGAGCCAUGCCAUUGCUGAGUGAAGUGAAAACACGCCUCUGUAAAUUCAUGAAAACUGUAUUUCUGUUGCAACUCAAGAAGACUGCAAAUGUUAACCUCAUCAUUUUAUAUUUGAGGUCCAUUAUAAAUCUAAACUUUUCUUUUGGCACACUCCUUUUUCUGUUGCUUUUUCUGGAUGUCCCUAGGUUCCCUGUCAUGGUAAUGUUGCAGUUUCAUGAUGCCGUGUUUGUAACUAUUGAUUCUACUUUUUCUUGUGAAGACAGCAUGCCUGGUUUUAAGCGGUUUUUAUCCAACAUGUUUUAAUGGGGCAUAGCGAUCAUGUAUGAAACUCUGGAAACAAACAUUAUCUACCAGUGGCUGAGUGCAUCUGUCUCUUAAGUGAGCAGUCAUGCUGCUGCAUAUUGUAAUAUCAGAUUUUAUUGUUGAAGCAUGUUUAUCUUGUCUUUUUGUUCAUCAGUUCACAGGGAAGGACAAGAACGCCAAAACACAUUAAAGCAGUUUUUGACAGCA
Molecule: messenger RNA, 1915 nt
Organism: Cottoperca gobio
Lineage: Eukaryota; Metazoa; Chordata; Actinopteri; Perciformes; Bovichtidae
Product: protein NipSnap homolog 2-like
Exons: 10
Coding region: 47-925 (292 amino acids)
Cellular component (GO): mitochondrion
Source: RefSeq, a predicted model, not a curated record